CGCGGCGUGAUGGCGGGGAGCGCGCGCAUUCGUUCCAGCCGCUGCCCGCCAUUUUGGAUUCUCGCUUUAACAACAAACAAACGGGAAUGUAAAGCUAAAGUUAAAAUCAAGGUUGUUAAAUGAUAACACGAAAUUAAGUGACAUGUCGUGGACAAUUGAAAGUGACAUUAAACUCAUUAAUUUAGUUAAAAAAUAUGAUAUGUUUUACAAUCCUAAAAGCAGCGACUACAGAAAUGUAACGUUGAAAAGUGACGUGUGGAAAAGAAUUGGGAGUAUUCUGGACAAAACAGACGAAGACUGCUGCAGAAGGUGGGGCUACGUGAGAGGACACUACGUUAGACGGAGAGGAAAACCUGCGCCAAAAAGAUGUAGUGAUGUCGUCAAAAAUGGCUUAAAAAGAGCGAAGCUACUCACAUUCUUGGAUGAAUAUCGUGGUGACUAUUACAACAAUGACAGUAGUACUGAUCAGAGCGUCACCGAACCUCCGUCAAGCGAGGUCAGCUAUGAAAAUUAUGAUGACCUUGAUGAUGACGAAGACGAUAUUGUUGAAGUAAAACCAGAAAAGCAUGACAUUGUCGACCUAGAAGAUGACAGUUAUUAUAAAGAAACAGAAGAAAGGGAAAACGCUGAGCCGAAAGCAAGUACAGAAACGCCGAAUAAAGAUACUAAUUUGGAGAGUUUUGAUGAGACGGACCAUUUUUUUGCAUCAAUGGCGAAAAUUGCGAAGAAACUACCCAGACGUGAUCAAGUUAUGUUGCGAAUGCAAAUAGCUACGAUGGUUGGCAACGCUGAGUUGAAGCAAAUGGAAAACGAGCGCAAGUGAAUGUAUUUAACAAGUAAUUUGUGCAACAAUGAAGCGGUAACAGUGGCGUAGCUAGGCGUGGGUUAAGGAGCCUUUUGGCCACUGCCUCGCUCCGGUGCCAACCCUUUUUAUUAGAUGCUUUGGGAGAAAAGGGCCUCGGAGAUGCGACUUCACCUUCAGCUACUUCAAGUUACGGUCACCAUCGGUCACUAAGCGACAAGAUGCCGUGUCGUGUAAUAGUACAUUACUAUAGAGGCCGGGAAACGUAGGGUUGCAGGCCAACUAGAUAUAGACGGCUGAGGCUUUUCUCGCCGAGAUUUGUAUAGUGCUUUUCUCAAACUUGCAAGUAAAACAAAAAAAAAUGUAGUCAAUUUGUUUAGUGGCGACCUACUCGGCUCGCCACUCUACCAGCGGUGCCUUACGCGCGUAAGUCCGCGCGCCUGCGCGAUGCGCCACCGCCGUUGCUUAGCAACGAAUAUGCACAACAAAUCACCGUACCGUACCUAUAUUUGUUGAUGCUUGAAUGCCAAGACGUUGUGUCACAAUUUGACGUUAAAAAACAAAAGAAGGUUGCUUUACAGUCCUAGGCUAGGUGUGUAAGGCAGUAUGAAAUUCCUUUACAUAAUAUAUCAUCUUCACUCAUCGCAACUGAUAUGUAGUAUUUCCGGACCUAAUUUGACGUAAGUCACGUCAUCAUUUCAUAGCAAGUUUGAGAAAAUGACAUUUAUUCAUAAUAUUUUCCUUCUGCAAUUACUGUAAAAUAGAAUAAGUAUUUUAUGAACGUUACAUGCACCUAGGAUGUCGAUAUUGCUUGAAGAAUAGUCGCUGGAGCACAUAGUGUAAUGACAGUAAAGUAAGGACGGACAUUGGCUUGUUCCUACUUCUAUCGCACGUGCAUAAUAUUGCUAUCCCGCCGAUGAUACCGGCGGCCAAUGGCACUGUGUGAGUGGGACAGCAAUGUAAUAACGCAGGUGCGAUAGAGAUAGGAACAGAUAGAAAUUCUUCGUGCUUAGCGUCCUUGCUUUAAUGAGUGGUUGCACUUGUGGGUGAGAAUUGGAGGACGCAGUCAAAGAAGCCACCCAAUAAGGCGCUUAAUGAUCUGGUCAAGAUGGCAGGAAACCGUUGGAUGAAGGCAGCGUACGACCGAUCGCUGUCGAGAUCCUCGUUGACGCCUGUGUCGAACGUCUUUCGGUUGAUAUGAUGGCGAUGAAGUGUUACACUUGCAUUAACCUCUAGCGCCCUCCUAAAUUACCUGCAAUUAAAUUUGAAUCAUUACUAAAUGGAACAGAGUCGCCCUUGUAUUGUAACGUUCGAUUUUAAAACGAAAGAAUUUCAAUUCUGUUUUCUUAUACCAUUGAUUCAAAGGAGGAUUGGCAUAUUUGUAUGGACACUGGCCUAUGAAGCAAUAAGAAUAAGUGACCUACCAUCGGAGAGGUUUUUUUUAUACUCUAUUUUUUUUCUAUGGCGAGACUUGACACAUCCCUGUUAAAAAAAAUAUGACAAAAAUAAAUGUAAGAAAACGAAUAAAAACUAAAAUAUCGUGACACAACAUCAUUCACAAUAACAAAACCUUCAUGAUCUGCGACACAGGUACAGUAUCGAAAAAAAAACUAUAAGUAGGUACUAUAGUCACGUUUCAACUAACACUACUUUUUGCGGCGAUAACUUUUUUCACACAAAUAUUUGGGACUACCAGCCAUAGUAAAAGUGGUACAACUUAGAAUAACCUACCCGGUGACGUACCGCUUGCCCUUAUUGGUUACAUAUGCCAAUUUGCCUACCCUUCUUUGAUUGCCAGUUUUUCGUAUGGUCGGUCGCUAGAACUGAAAUCUGCUUGGCAGGUAAAUGUAUUAUUUAUAUUAUUUGACAACGCUGUAAGCGUUAUUUGAACAUUUUGCUAACAGUUGGUAUGGAUAUACCUAUACUAGCAUAAAUCUCCGCCUGAUAAUGUACAAAAAUGUUUGAAUAAAAUAGACGAAAUAUACAAAAAAA
Cydia pomonella (codling moth) is the source of this 2794-nucleotide messenger RNA. RefSeq lists its product as uncharacterized. Gene Ontology annotation, cellular component: transcription regulator complex; nucleus. Gene Ontology annotation, biological process: regulation of transcription by RNA polymerase II. The record is from RefSeq and is a predicted model, not a curated record. The transcript has 2 exons. The coding region runs from base 143 to 823 and encodes 226 amino acids. Lineage: Eukaryota; Metazoa; Arthropoda; Insecta; Lepidoptera; Tortricidae.